Molecule: messenger RNA, 10434 nt
Organism: Oryctolagus cuniculus (rabbit)
Lineage: Eukaryota; Metazoa; Chordata; Mammalia; Lagomorpha; Leporidae
Gene: ZBTB8B
Product: zinc finger and BTB domain containing 8B
Biological process (GO): regulation of transcription by RNA polymerase II
Molecular function (GO): DNA-binding transcription factor activity, RNA polymerase II-specific; RNA polymerase II cis-regulatory region sequence-specific DNA binding; protein binding
Source: RefSeq, a predicted model, not a curated record
CCCGCCUCUCACCGGAGGGGGCGCCAGGUGAAUGAAAGGGGGGCGUGUCGGUGCGCGCAGCUCGCUGGUGGAGAGGCUGGACCCAGCUGGAAGAGACUCAGGCCCCUUGGGCGCGGCGGCCGCCGGCGGAGAGAUGGAGAUGCAAUCCUAUCACGCCAAGCUCCUGGGCGAGCUGAACGAGCAGCGCAAGAGGGACUUCUUCUGCGACUGCAGCAUCAUCGUGGAAGGGCGGAUCUUCAAGGCCCACAGGAACAUCCUGUUCGCCAACAGCGGCUACUUCCGAGCCCUGCUCAUCCACUACAUCCAGGACAGCGGGCGGCACAGCACCGCCUCCUUGGACAUCGUCACCUCGGACGCCUUCUCCACCAUCCUGGACUUCCUCUACUCCGGGAAGCUGGACCUGUGUGGGGAGAACGUGAUCGAGGUGAUGUCGGCCGCCAGCUACCUGCAGAUGAACGACGUGGUGAACUUCUGCAAGGCGUACAUCAGGUCCUCCCUGGAUAUUUGCCGGAAGAUGGAAAAGGAGGCUGCGGUGGCGGCAGCGGUGGCCGCGGCGGCAGCGGCAGCAGCUGCAGCGGCCGCCGCCGCCGCUGCUCAGCAAGUGGACAGUGGAAGCCCGGGUUCUGGCAAGGAAGGAAUCUCGUGUGGAACCAAGAAGAGCCUGGUGUCCUCUUCGGUCCAGGGAGAGGAGAGCGUGGACUGCUCGAGAGAGCCCCCUUGCGGGGACUGCGGGGACUGCCACCCCUUGGAACUGGUGGUGAAAGACAGCCAGGACCUCUCAGCGCAGGCUACAGGGCUGGGGCCCAAGGUGGAAUUCGGAGCCGACGGGGUGGAGGUGGAAGCGGCUGAACAGCUGCAGCAGUACGCUGCCCCGCUGGGCCUGGCCCGCGUGGACGAGGGCCUGCCGGGCAGCCAGGCCGUGGACCUGGCCUACGGGAACUACCACGUGAAGCAGUUCCUGGAGGCCCUCUUGCACAACGGUGCCGUCCAGAGCAAAGACGACGGGGACCAUGGCUUUCCCCGGAGUUUGGAGGGAAGACCAGACGGUGCAGGCGUGGCCGUGAGCUCCGUGAUGGACGUCCAGACGGACUGGUAUGCAGAAGACUCAGGUGAUGUGCUGGUGGUCCCCAUCAAGCUGCACAGGUGUCCCUUCUGCCCUUACACUGCCAAGCAGAAGGGCAUCCUCAAGCGGCACAUCCGCUCGCACACGGGAGAGCGGCCCUACCCCUGCGAGACCUGCGGCAAGAGGUUCACCCGGCAGGAGCACCUGCGCAGCCAUGCCCUGAGCGUGCACAGAUCCAGCCGUCCGAUCAUCUGCAAGGGCUGCCGCAGGACCUUCAUGAGCCACCUGUCCCCGGGGCUGCGGCGCUUCGGGCUCUGUGACAGCUGCACCUGUGUCGCAGACGUGCGUGAUGAGGACGAUGAUUUGAUGCCGGUUAACCUCAGCCUCGUGGAAGCUUCCUCCGGGAGCCUGGAAAAGAGCGACACGGACAAUGACUGGCCCAUCUAUGUGGAGUCGGGUGAGGAGAAUGAGCCCGUGGGAGAUGAUUCGGAUGAGAAGCCACGAGUGCGACCCGGCUUCCCAGACCGAGAGACACUUACGUAGCGACAGAUCGGCGGGGGGAAUGUCUUAGUGUUUGUUGUGGCCUGUCCUGUGGUUGAAAGCCACCAUUUGUCCAACUUGGUGGCAUCGAGAGAAACACGUUUUCCCUGUUGUGUUGUUUGCAUUGUUGAUAGACUCCGUGGCAGAGGCUGGACUUUGUGACGCAUCACUUUCUUGUACAGGGCCCUCGGCUUCUGAGGGCUGGCUUGGCCCCUCCUGAGUUCGGAGUGAAUCAUCAAGGCUGGUCCCCAGGCCACGGGUUUCCUCCUGGCUACCCAAACUCUGCAUGGGAAGAUAAGAAACCCUCUCACUCGCGUUUGCGCGGUCUCAGUCCCUUACAUUCCUUUCUCAGAAAAGAUGGGCAAGGGUGCAGCACGUUUCGGGUCGGCCUUACCUCUGCCAGGCCCUCCAUUGCGUUCCGCAGUUUAAUUCUCUGGCAGGGGAGUAAAGGGAAAGCGUGACCCCCAGGAAGCAGGCAGGGCUGUCUGGCUCCCCCAUCCUGAGAGGCGCUCUCUAAAUCUAAAACCGCAGUUCUAAAGGUGCAGACAAGCAUGGCGUGGACCAAAAGGCUCAUUAGAGCACCCUGGCUUGGCCAGUUUUAAGUUAGCCCUGGGAAGAGGAGCCUGAGAGCAGGACGAGGCGGUUUCCCUGUCUAGUCUGCUCUCUGACAAUUCUGCACGCACGCAGAUAAUCCGUCCUGUGAGCCUGCAACAGGACAUUUGGGGAAAACUCUAAGUGUCCCCCUGUUGUUUCCAGCCACUUCAAAAGCCAUUGCCCUAUAUCCCGGAAGCAUGGCUGGCCCUGACAUUGUUUUACUAAGUGCAUGCCUAAAACUUUAAUUGGAGGAAAAGUGUUAGACCGUAUAUUUGUGGAUUAUUCACCUCUUAAAAGAUUCCCUUGAGGGAAAGAGAAGGUUACUAAAACAGGUUUCUUAAGACGUCAGUUUUCACCCACUUUGCAGCUGUAUGCAAGAGAGGCUGAAUUCUUUGAGGGACCAAAGGGCAGGAAAUAUUAGGGAUUAAGGAUGUAACGGAAGGCACUUUCGUCAUGUUGUGCAAGUCUUGUAUUAAAGUGCCCAAGUAGAUUUUAAAAGAAAACUCCUGUUUCCCCUUUCACUUUAGAAGAGCUGUGUUGCAAGAGGUGGUUAAAUCAUUUUUCUUUCUCAGACAAUACAUACAUAAAUACAUGCCAUUAUAAAUUGUCUUGUAAAUGUUAGUUGUUGAAGAGUUAGAAAAGGUUGAUAUCUCACUUCUCAACAGUAAUCAGAAUUCUAGAAGAGGGGAUUAUUUUCUAAGGAUCUAGGACAAGGGAAACUCAGAAAUCAAGGACUAAGCGUGCAGACACUCUUGUAACACUGUGGCGUCUACACGUGUGAUCGCGGCCUUGUCUGCCGUAACAGGGCGUGCACUGCUCCGGGUGAGGUCAUCUGGGGAGUCACAUAGAAAAAGGCAGGCUACCGGUACACUCAGUAGGACCAUAUUCUGCAAGACUGGCAGUUUAAAAGCUCAUCUUUUCCUACAGGUAGUUGGUAAAAUAUUGUUCUGGAUCAAUUGUUACACUUUAAUCAGGGACCGCAAAUGCUUUUCUUACCUGAAAUGAAAAUAUUAACAGUUGUUUUAACAGAGGGAUCUUAGCAAAAGGCAAACAUCCCUGGAUGUGUAAAAGAUUUACUUUGCGAGGAGUUUUGUUCCAUAGUUGUUCUUGCUUUGUUUAAAUUAUUUCUGAUGUUUGAAUGUGACUCUUCUACCUCGUGGUUAACUUCUCGGCUGACUUUCUCCAGUUGACCUAGGAGCCUCUUCAGUAACGCUGCGAUCCAUUCAAAUCACCAGGUGAAAAAUUUUACAUUAGCAAUGCUGUGUAAGAUGGCAGCUCUCGCUGCAGGUUGAUGUUGCCUGGGCCAGAAGACCUCUGGCAAUGUCUGGAGAGGUCCUCAGUUGCUACUGCGCAGGACAGCGUGCUGCUGAUACCUGGUUCAUGGAGGCCAAGGUCAGUGCGUAACAUCCUACAGGGCCCGGGCCGCUCCCCCAGCACAGAAUUUCCUAGUUCAAAAUGUCGAAAGUAUGGAGGUUGAGAAACUCUGCUGUAAGAGAAAAUAGGACUUUUUAAAUAGAGUGAACUUCACUUUGCGUUCUGUUGCUGAGGACAGAUGGUUCACAGCUUGCCCAAGGUCUGAUCUCGGUUUGUGCUGUGAAAACUUGGGAACUCUGACUAUGAUUCAGACACUGGUAUUAGGCUCCGAUCAUUUUGUUAAAUUUUUAAGUCACAGAAUCACUGGGAAGAAAACAGAACAUGAAGUUUAAUAUUUAAAUGAGUCUCUUUCUUCCAUAAUGUCUCAGAUGGUUGCCCUCCUGGUUGACUGAUUAGUUUGUGUAACUUACGCAAUAUCAGCCGUCAUUGGUGAUCACCGGACCGCUGGAUUCUGCUACUUUCAAAGGAGCUCACUUCCCGUGUCUGAAUGACCGGAUCAUAAACUAGUCACCCGCCAAAGUUACAUUCACAUUUUUGGUGGUCGGUAUUUACAGUCACGAAGUCUUCCAGGUUUCAUGCAUAGAAUCAGGGAUAUUUUUAUAAGUGAAUUCACAGUUGGGCCCAACACAGAUUAUAAGUGAUUUAGUUUCUAUUCUCGCAUCUUUCUGGUGCAGUCGGUCCAAGUUCACAAAGGGAUAUUUUUGUCUCACAGUAGACAGGAUUCUUUCCCGUAAUGGCAUUCACAGGUGGCAUUCUUGGGCAGUCGUUUCUUUGGGGGGAUGGCAGCCCCUUUCCACAGGGUCAGGAAAGCGUGUAAAUAAGACCCAGGACUGUAAUAAUCAAGAAGUGACGCAGGGCAUCAGAAUUCCUGAUCAGCUAGCAGAAAGAUGCCACUCUGAUGUAAAUAUUUUGGUGGCUACUGACUUUGCUGUCGGCACAGUGUUGUGAAGUUGAGUGUUCUGGCGGUUCAGAAUACUGGCUUUUUGUUGCCCUUAAUGGAUGUUGUCAUGAACCCCACAGGGAGGAAGACAACAGGUAGGGCUGCCUGCGUCAGUUCUAAAAGCAGCAGGGAGACGCGAGUGGCCUUUUGUCAACUGAAUUCACACGUUCACUUGGACCUAUAUGACUUUCCUGUGUGUUCCUUGUGCAUUGAGAAUAGAAUCACUUCCGUGAAAUCUAGCUUGAUGGGGUGGGGUGGGGGGACACAGGGUUGGGCUGGGUGUGAAGUUCCUAUUACACUGUUUUGAGCAUUACCAUUGCACUUCCUGUUGUUGGUGUCUUGUAGCUUGCUUAGUGCUUUUAUGGGCUCACACUCUUCUAACCUCAAAAGGAGGCACGCUGUUCGUUUGGAUGGACCGUGUUUCCACUGAUUUUUGGUUGCUGUAUGUGCCAGGACAAUGUUCCUCAAACCCUUCGUUGUAACACCGGACAUUUGAAUUCUUUUCUUCAGACGAUGCUUCUCAAAGGCAGGUGAAAAGAUCUUUGAGGCAGGAAUAGUUUGGCUGGUUUCUGACUUGCCUUACUUUUAAAAGGGGACUUUGUGUGACCAGAUGAUAUGGAAGCUUCCCCACUGAAGGAGCGUAUUUAGCAAGUGUUGAGCUUCCACGUGGAUGAUUUUGCUACAGCCAAUAUUUCAUUCACAAGAAUGGUCUUAUGGUUUGGGGGAGCAAUUUUUUAAUCUAUCAUUUGGUUUUUGGACCUUUGUCAAUAGUUAAUUAGAAAUCAGGAGGGGUCACAGUAGGGACCAUGUGCUUGGAGGAAGAAAGCUUGGGGAUUUUGAAGGGAGGCAUCAGUUUGAGAUACCUGUCUUGAUGACUUGUAAUGAGUAUGGAUUACCCAGCAGGAAGACAGUGCAGGAUAUGAUCAAGAUGUUUUCUGGGAGCAGAAAAGCACGCCAGACAGUUUCACAGAAGUCCUGUGCAGCAGCCUCUGCCACUACCCAAGACACAGGCCGAUAGUGCUGCAGUCCCCUGCGGGUCUCCUCAGGCUCACUGAGUGCUGGCAAGCAUUCAGGCUCAUAGGUGGCCACACCUGGCGUCACAGACAUUGGAGAGGACACGGGAUGGGAGGCACAACUGGCCAGCAGGGCAGACACAGAAGCAGAUCUUCUGCGAGAGUCCCUGCAGCUGUCCGUGUGGCACAGCUGAGGGGCAAAGAUCCACAUCAGGCCGAUAUGGAAGCUGCCCUUGCCUAAAAGCCGCUUGCCCCACAACAAGCAAGCGUCUCCUGUAACAACUGCAUAGACAUAGCUUCCAGGAUCACCCAGAAGGACAGGCCUCUUCCAAGGGUCACUGUACUCAGGGAAGCCCAAAGCUGUGGCUUCCUAUCAGGUAUUUAUUGUUUUGCCAGUGCACAUGCAAUUUAUCGAUUAGGGGUCAUUUCUACCACAUGGAAUGUUGCCUGGCAACAUAGCUGACACAUGACUCUUCAUUAGGUUGUCAGGGGAACAGAGCACAAAAGUUUACCAAAAGUCAAAUUCUCACACAGAAGGGGAAUAGAUUUUAUUAAUCCUUUACCAAACAGUAUGCUAAGCGAGUACACAAUAGAUAUUCCACCUAAUUGCCAUAAAUGUACCUGGAAGAAUUUCCUACAAAAAUGUUGCCAACACCGCCUCGUUUUCCUGUCUUGAAUAGUAUUCAUUCUUUGUGCUCAGCUGCUUGUGUUUUAGUGCACCAUUGGCCCAUUUUGCCGAGUUAUGUGUAAGAAUUGGAUAAUCAGCCAAAAUGGUGCCAUCAGAAUGUCAUGUAUCCUUUGGUGCUGUGGCGAGUCUGGAACAUCAUACUCCAGGGACAUUAUCAAAUGAGAAUUUCUGAGGAUUCCAUCGGUCAUCCUUUGAUGGGAACCUGUGUCCACCCGGCAGCCAGCAAACACUGGUCUCUUGGUCACAGUGCCUUUUACUGCUAUGACGUGUGGUGCCACCCCUGCCUGCUUCUGUUGCUUCUGGAAGAUCACUAAGUAUGGCUGGAGGGUUAUUUAUUCUACAGCUAUCCAACCACUGUUUGUGGUGCUCUAAUUAUGAGGUGCCAGGCACUAGGGGUAGGUCAGUGAACCAGCAAAAUCCCUGCCCUCAAGGGACUUGCAGUGUGCGGUCGGAGACUGGUGGUUAAACAGUGACAACACAAUGUGCUAAGGGUGACAGGAGGGCAAGAACACAGGGCGCGGGGCUGGGAGCACCUGGCUGCAGCACCUCAGAGAAGGCUUUCUUGGCUAAGCUGGUAUUUCUGUGGUCCUAACCGUCCAGCAAACUUCUAGCUCUUGGACACUAUUUAUAAGCAAUUUGUUUAGUUUUUGAAACUUCCUGCCUUUUCCAGACAUGGUGGGUGUAGACACUAACAUUGUUAAUUAUUUUAUUCAAGUAUGUCAAAAUAUUGUGACUGUUUUAGCAUAUCUUAGUCUUUAGAAAAAAUAUAUAUGGUUUUAUAAUUUUAAAUUUAUAUGUAACAGAUACAAUUAUUAUUUGUCAAUUAAAAAUAAAAUUAAAGCAGUGGCAAUAACAACUUCCCAUUAUGUUGAUCCAGUGCAAUAAGAUAGACAAGGUUUCGCUACUGUGAGAGAUGGGCAGGAGCCCAUUGUCCCUGGAUUGGCUCUUGCCUGGCCAUGUGGAUGAGUUCAUAACCUAGAAAUCAGGAUAGAUGGGAGGGAGACAGGGCCGUUCAGUCAGAGCACUUGGGAGCUAAAGGGGCCCAACCCAUUUUAUAGGCAGAUGAAGUGACUCGUCCCACGUUCCCCCAGUCUGGUUAGUUUCAGAGAGCAGGUCCUGGCAGGCCAGUGCUGAUAACCAACAAGCAUGUUUGGGCAGGCAGCAGAGACCCUCCAUAGAUAGCCAUGGUUUCCUUGGUUACCCAUCAGCCCAAAAUGCUGUCUGGGCCCCUGGUGAUCGGUAUGCUCUGUGUGGUCCUGGCCUGCAUGUCUGUAACGCUUGGAUGGGGAGUGGAGACGAAGAGUGUUGAACACAGGAUGGGGUGGGGUCAUUUAGUUUCUUGGUCCUGUAAUACUCACACAUAUCUGAAGCAAUAUAAACCCCCAUCAGCACACACUCAACUUACUCCCAGAUAAGGCAAAUCAAAAUUUUCUUCGUCUACUUAUUUGAUAUGUAUCAUGUAUUUGGUUUUCUAAUGUGUUCAUUUUAUUUGUAAAAACUUUCAAAAAUAUGAAAUAUAUAUUACCUUGAAAUUAUUUUUCCAACCUCUCUACUGAUUUUUAAAUUGUAAAUUGAGCAUGAUUCAGGGAAUUUGAUAAGGACAAUUUUAUUUGAAACUGCAGACCAUGUAUUUUUAAGUCUGCCAGCCCAUAUAGGGGGUAGUGCUGUGGCUUAGCAGUAAAGCGGCUGCCUGCAGUGCUGGCAUCCCAUAUGGGUGCUGGUUCAAGUCCCAGCUGCUCUUUCCUAGCCAGCUCUCUGCUGUGGCCUGGGAAAGCAGUGGAAGAUGCUCCAAGUCCUUGGGCCCAAGCACCUGUGCGGGAGGCCCAGAAGCUCUGGCUCCUGGCUUCAGAUCAGCCUAGUGGCCAUCUGGGGAGUGAACCAGUGGAUGGAAGACACCCCCCGUCCUGUCUCUCUCUGCCUCUGCCUCUCUAUAACUCUGCCUUUCAAAUAAAUAAAUCUUUUUAAAAAAAUGUAUUUUAGGUAUUUCUUGAGUCAGUGGAUUUUAAUAAAUUGAUUGCAGAAGCAAGUCUUAUUUAAAAGUCUGAAAUAAUAUACAACUUAUUAGUAAAACAGAUUAGCCACUUAAUCUAAAAAUACCUAAAAGCAGUGUUCCUGAUUGUCAAUGAAAUACUUAUCACAUUUUGGAUUAAAACUAAUUUAAGGUUAUCAAAGAUGCAGAUGUUCUUUAAUUUGGUGAAAUUGUCCUGGGGUAAACAGGAAGUAUUCUCAAGUUAAAUUUUGUAUAGAUGUAUAUAAAGUCAGAAAGAGAUACCUUAGUGACAAGUAUAGAAUAGGAACAGCCACUGCCAAGUUCAAGGAAAAAUCGUUUGUUUCUUUAUUGCUCAUUCAGAAACAAAUGCCCUUUCAGAACGUGAAUCUGACCUGAAUUAAAUAGCUGCACAUUUUAGAAUGGCUGAGGUCGAAAAGGUUAAAAGUUUAUUUAGAAUGGAAGAAAUAGGGGAUCGAGGAUAGCUCUUCUCACAUGAAUGAAUUAAUCUUCAUGAUUUAAGUUUAGUUAACUUUUUCUCAGGGAAAUUAUUUUUCACAAAAUCCUAUUUUGAGGAAUUUUAUGGACAAGAUUUUAAAGGGGGAAAAAAUCUCACAAAAUAAAGAGAAUUAUUAAAUAGAGAUCUAAAGAGAAGAAGCCUCCAUCAAGUAUCUUUUCCCGCCUUUGUCCUGUGGUGUUCAGAACAACGAUUUCAUUAUAUGAGACAGUUUCUAGGCAGAGAACCCCAAGUCCUAGCAUUUGAGAUUCUGUGGAGGAAGACUGACCACUGCUUGAUGAACAGGCAAUGCGGGAUCAAUGUAAGAUGUAAGGCAGGGCCAGGCACCCGGCACAGCAGUGAAGGUGCCAUUGGGAUGGCGCAUCCCAUACCGAAAGGCCUGUGUUGAGUCCCAGCUUCCUGCUAAUGUGUACCCCGGGAGGCAGCAGGUGUUGAUGGCUCAAAUACUUGGCUCCCUGCCACCCACAUGGGAGACCCGGUAUUAGUCCCAAGCUCCUGUCUUCAGCCUAGCCCAGCUCUGGCUGCUGUGGGCAUUUGGAGAGUGAACUAACAUCAGAUAGAUGAUCUCUGUCUGUCUGUUUCUCCACUUUUCAAAUAAAAUAUAAAAAUAAAUUGUAAUACAAAAUAUAAAAGGCAGACAACCCCAAAACCACAGGAGCCACAGCCAGUCUAAGCUCUAUGUUCAUAGUUACACACUUUGCAACAACACUUAGAAGAAAAAUAGAAACUGAUUAUCUUUGGCUGCCAAGUUUCUAAAUGGAUUGAUUCAUCUGACAAAGGCCCUUGUCAAAAUGGCUAUUUUAAAAAGAAGACAGGGACCCGCAUUGUGGCGUAGUGGGUUAAGCUACCACCUGCGAUGCUGGCAUCCCAUAUCAGUGCUGGUUCAAAUCCUAGCUGCUCCACUUCCAAUCCAGCUCCCUUCUAAUGCACCUGAGAAAGCAGCAGAGGAUGGCCCAAGUGCUUGAGCCCCAGCACCCAUGUGAGAGACCCCAAAGAAGCUCCUGGCUCCUGGCUUUUGCCUAGCCCAGCCCUGGCCAUUGUGGUUAUUUGGGGAGUAAACCAGAAGAUGGAAUCUCUCUCUCUCAUUCUCUCUCUGUAACUCUGACUUUCAAAUAAAUCUUUUUUUAAAAAAAAGAGAAUCCAAAAUUGGAAAUAAUUUUGACUGUUAGAACAAUAGCAACCAAUACUGGUUUUUGUUUUUGUUUUUGUUUUUUGUUUUGUUUGUUUUGUUUUGUUUUGUUUUUUGUUUUGUUUUGUUUUGUUUUUUUUUUUGGACAGGUAGAGUUAGACAGUGAGAGAGAGAGAGAGAGAAAGGUCUUCCUUUUUCCGUUGGUUCACCCCCCAAAUGGCCACUACGGCCACUGCGCUGCGCUGAUCUGAAGCCAGGAGCCAGAUGCCAGCUGGACUGGAAGAGGAGCAACCGGGACAGAAUCCGGCACCCCAACCGGGACUAGAACCCGGGGUGCUGGCGCCACAGGUGGAGGAUUAGCCUAGUGAGCAGCGGCACCAGCCCUGUUUUUAAAACAGUUACUAGUAAAACAGAUUAGCAGAAAACUUUCUGCUUUUUGGAACUCAGUUGAUCUUUAUGUUCAAGUGGUUAUGGGCUAGGUCUCUGUAUACGGUUCAAUGUCAUCUAGGUUGUGUGUUGUUUUGCUGUUUUCACUUUUUAUAUAUAGACGGCUAAAACCAAGAAACAAUAAAGGAAUGAGUGUACAUAA